AUACUACGUAUUACUGGAACGACAGUUUAAAACUAGCGCUACAAAUAAUUCGUUAUCGAAACGCUAUCGAUCGCAUAAAGCUUAUACGUAAAGCGCCAUAACUCGUGGUUCAGAUGGCGCUGCGGAAAGCAUUAGGUACGCCUUGUUUGGUUAAUUCCCCUUACGAAUUUUUUACACCAAAAAUAUCUUUUACGCGACGCUUUUUUUUUCCUUACAAAAGUGGUCACUUCCAUCGUCAAAUAGUAGGACGCAAUCUUUUCAAGUAUAUAGAAAAUAAAUGAUAUUUGCGACACGCUAGCCACCCUUAUACCAUUUUUCACGAAGCAUCGAUGAUGGAAAUGUUGAUAUCGAUGCACGAGUCCAUCGUGGUAAACGAUUAAAGGGAAACUUUAUACAAGCGGAUCUAGUAAAUUUCAUACACGUGUCGUAUUUUUCUUUCUCGAUAUAUUUUUACUCCCAUCACCGACGACGACGCAUUGCGAAAAGUGUAAGAAAAAUAAAAAGAAAAAAGAGAGAUUUAAUUCGUAUCGGUGAAAGAGUAUCGAUACGCCGUUAAAUAUCCGGAAGUAGAAAAGCACGUGAGUCAUUCGACGAACGCGUAUCGGCUGUUCGUACGCUCCUAUCGUUGCUUUUCCUUUCUUUCCCGCCCACGGAAGCGAGCCAUUUGUAAUACGAUCUAUCGACGUUAACUGCUCUUUCGUCGAAAGUAUAUCGAAAGAUAAAAGGGGAAAAAGAUUACUCUUCGAAAUUACGCCGGUCGUAAUAAUUCGUGUCGGCUGUUUUCUCUCUAUUUCUUUUUCUCUCUUCCUCUCCCUCCUCUCUCUCUCUCUCUCUCUGUCCCUCUCUGUCUCUCUUUAACGAAACAUUCGAAAAUAUCAAAUAUAAAGAUGCGCGCAUUUCUACUCGAGGCUUGUGUUGAGAGCCACUGUUUAUCCGGUCUUCUGCUACACGUCAAUGGUAAAACUGUGAGGUUGCAAGAAAUUUUGUGAAUCUUUGCGGAAGACCGACUCGUUUGAUAUAUCGGUAUUUGAAGAAGAGAAAAUUUCGUUUGAUAACAAUUAUCGAAACGUAGACGCAUUGCGAAUUAACAGUGGCGCACGGUUAGCGGCCAGCGGAAUCAUUGACUAGCGUGGUACGCACUUGCUGCGCGUAUCUGACGUCGACUACUCUUGUCCGCGAAUGACUACAUGUCAAAGAUCGCGAGUGUUGUCAUCGUCGUCGUCGUCGUCGUCGUCGUUGCCUCAUCGUUGUCGUCGGUGUCGUCGUGUCGUUGUCAUCAUUGUUGUUGUCGUUGGGUGAAACAACGUAAACGAGAAAGACAUCUCGGCCGGUUCAGCGGGAUCAACGUCCCCCGUAUUAUUCAGGAUGUUGGCGCUAAUCAAUAGGAUCUUAGACUGGUUCAAGUCUCUCUUUUGGAAGGAGGAAAUGGAACUCACGCUUGUUGGACUUCAAUAUAGCGGAAAAACUACAUUCGUUAAUGUCAUAGCGUCGGGACAGUUCAGCGAAGAUAUGAUACCAACGGUGGGUUUUAAUAUGCGUAAAAUAACUAAAGGUAAUGUUACCAUUAAAGUUUGGGAUAUCGGCGGUCAACCAAGGUUUAGAUCCAUGUGGGAAAGAUACUGCAGAGGCGUCAAUGCUAUAGUAUAUAUGGUAGACGCAGCUGAUUCAGAGAAAAUUGAGGCCAGUCGUAACGAACUACAUAAUUUACUGGACAAACCUCAACUUUCCGGUAUACCAGUUUUGGUACUUGGGAAUAAAAGGGACCUCCCUCAUGCAUUGGAUGAAAAUGGACUUAUAGAAAGAAUGAAUUUAUCAGCGAUUCAAGAUCGUGAGAUUUGUUGCUAUAGUAUUUCCUGCAAAGAAAAGGACAAUAUUGAUAUCACGUUACAAUGGCUCAUAGCACAUUCCCGAAGCGGAAUACGUUAAUACGUAUGAAAUAUAUUGUGCAUUCGUGUUGGAAAACCCAAAAUAUCGAUAAAAGUAUUGGGAUCAAUCGCACGAGGAGUGUUCAGUGGAUUUUGUUCAGGAUUCAGAAUCGAGUCAUUAUCGUAGAAAAUUUCUUAAACCUAAGCUUUAGCGAUUCUAAGUUUACAUACGAAGAAUUUGUGGCGAAAUUAGGGGAGGGAGGAGUAAAAAAGUAAAAAAGUAAAAAAGUAAAAAAACAAUGCUUAUGCCAAGUACAUUUUUGUGGAUUAUAACAUGGAAAGCUCGAACGAGGGCUAAUUAGCGUUAAGAAACAAUUUUUUAUAUUUUCGUUUUUAGAUACUCGAUUCAAACAUCAGUGCUAUUAUUUGAACUUGUACUAUUGGAGCAUAAUAGUAUUUAAUGAUUAUGAUAGACCACGAUGAUAGCUAAUACGAAUACAGGCUCAAAGGUAUUAAUAUUAAUUACUAUAUAAUACGCAAUCUCUUAAAAUUACUUGAUAACGAUUAAAAGAUCACCAUGUAGAGAUUUCGAAGGAUUGAUUGCUAAAUGUACAUGAUACGAUGCUGAGUAAACUUGUAUAAUUAAUGAAGAAUAAUGGACUAUACGAUAUCAAUUUAUUAUGCUCUAUAAAAUAUGAUUGUGUGUUAUGUAUAUGUAUAUACGUAUAUGCAUAUAUACAUAUAAAUAAAACCCUAUAAUCCAUUUUUUAAAUGGAUGCUCGCCUAUGUACCGAAUCCUAAUCUCAUUGGAGAACGUAUAUGAUUUUAUUAUAUUUUAUUCAUCUUGUACUUUUAAUUACAUACGUUUGCUUCAUCUGCGUUUACUUGACUUUCUUCAUCGUUUCAUACUUGUCGCAAAUAUUUUGUUAAGUUGCGUCAACAUUACGAAUUUAUAAGUCUCAGGAUUUUAUAUAAUUUCGUGUCUAAGGUAACGUAUACGCGUACUGCGGUAUUUCGCCCAUGAGUUUCUUCGUAUGCGCGCAUGCGCAACAAAUUCGUUUCACCCUAGAGGGCGCUGUCGAUUCGAUGUGUAAUCAGUUUCUUGCUGUCAAGGAAUACGCGUCUGUUCGUCUUUACUUUCUAAUCGGAGUGUGUCGUAUAAUCGAUUAAUUAAUAUUAAAUUAUGCCUCCGACAAAUGACGACGACGAUCCUUAUGCACAUGCCGCUAAGGGACCUCUUAAAUUAAAAAACGAUCAGACUGUGAGUAAAAAGUAA
This is a messenger RNA of Vespula vulgaris, 3141 nucleotides long. RefSeq names its product ADP-ribosylation factor-like protein 8B-A (gene Arl8). Lineage: Eukaryota; Metazoa; Arthropoda; Insecta; Hymenoptera; Vespidae. Gene Ontology annotation, cellular component: lysosomal membrane. The transcript is spliced from 3 exons. Gene Ontology annotation, biological process: anterograde axonal transport; protein transport. Gene Ontology annotation, molecular function: GTP binding; GTPase activity. The record is from RefSeq and is a predicted model, not a curated record. Bases 1366 to 1926 code for a protein of 186 amino acids.